AUGAAUUCCUCCAAAGGGGAUGGCCCAACGGAAGAGCAGCCUGCCAAACCGCGCAAAUCAGCCCCUCCGACUGUUCGAAGGAGAUCAAGUAAACAAGCCUCGAGCAAAGACCGCAAUGGCAUGGUGUUCGAGCGUUCCAACGGUCGUACGAUCCGCGCUGUCACUCCGGAGAGAAGCAAUAGCGCUGUGUCCGCGCGACCAGACAACGCAAGAAGCACACAAGUUGGUCAGUUCAGAGAUCACUCCGGCUCCUUCUCCACCACCGACGAUGAGAACUUGAACACCAUCGACAGUCGCGGUCGGAGAGCCCGCACGGCCUCUGGUCCAAGGAAGAAGCCACUUCGGACGCUUCGCCAGGGUCACUGCUAUCCAAGACAAGGAAACGCAUCGGCUCAAUCACGACAAGUGCAGCGCUGA
Molecule: messenger RNA, 417 nt
Organism: Cyphellophora attinorum
Lineage: Eukaryota; Fungi; Ascomycota; Eurotiomycetes; Chaetothyriales; Cyphellophoraceae
Exons: 1
Coding region: 1-417 (138 amino acids)
Source: RefSeq, a predicted model, not a curated record